Cyclopterus lumpus (lumpfish) is the source of this 2013-nucleotide messenger RNA. RefSeq names its product SPARC-like 1 (gene sparcl1). Lineage: Eukaryota; Metazoa; Chordata; Actinopteri; Perciformes; Cyclopteridae. Gene Ontology annotation, biological process: anatomical structure development. The transcript has 10 exons. Bases 1 to 2013 code for a protein of 670 amino acids. Gene Ontology annotation, molecular function: extracellular matrix binding; collagen binding; calcium ion binding. The record is from RefSeq and is a predicted model, not a curated record.
AUGAGGGCCUGCUUAGUAUUCCUUUGCCUACUGGCAGCAACAUUUGCCCUGUCUGUAAAGAGUAAACCUCAUGGAAAACAUCAUGGAUUGCAUAAGUCUUCCCAUAAAGCCGAAGAAAAGGCCUUUGUCACAGAGGAAGCCAACGAGCCACAGAUCUUACCCACUCUAGUCACGUUUGAGGCCAGCAGCCUGGAGCAGGAAGAUGAAGAACUGAGCUCCCAAGACAAUGCUAACAUUAACAAGGAGGGAGAGUUUGAGGAGACCGAUGGGAGCGACAAAAGCACUGCAGUCCUGCUGAGCGAGGAGGAGUUGGUAGACCUUUUGAAGAAAGAAGCAGAAGAAGAGGAGGAAGGGGAAGAAAGAGUACUAGAGGAAGAGAAAGAAGUGGAGAUGGACAAAGGCAAGGUGGAGCCUGAGGCCGUGGAGGACGACGAAGCUGAGGCAAAGGAGAGGAAGCUGGACGACAAACUAGAAAUAGAGGUGAUAAAUGAGGAAGAAGAAGUAAAGGAUGAGAGUGUAGAAGAUACUGAAAUGCUGGAGAAGGAUGAAGAUGAGGGGGGAAAUGUUUCACUCAAGGAAAAGGAGGACAAGUCUGUUGUAAAAAUAGCAGAUGGAGAGGAGCAAGGUUCAUUUCUGGAGGAAACAGAUGGAAGCACAGAGGUAGAGAUCCCCGUUGAUCUUGAUUAUGCUGCUGAUAGCGGCAUCUUACAACCUCUACAGAUUGUAUCUGCUAAAAUAAAAACCGAAACAGAUGUUAAAGAGAGGGAAAACCAUGAGCAAGGACCGGCCUCCAUUGCAGAGGACUUUGAACACGACACUGAACACAUGGAGGCUGUGGACAGUGAGGAAGUGUCUGAUCAGGACACGGACAAAGAUGCACAGGCCAAAUCCAGAGAUGUUGAUGAGAAGAAAACGGAAGCAAAUGUGGACCCUCAACAACCAAAGAGCAGUCCAGGGUUUGAACUCGGUUCUGAACUGUCUGCCAAGGAGGAGGAGAAAAGUAAGAAUGACAGCGCAAGUUACACCAAGGGAAAAACGAGGAAGCAAAAGAAGAACAAGAGGGCAAGGAAGCACUCUCCUCAGACUGAGGAAACAGAGUCUGUAACAGAACAGAGCCAACAGGUUCCUCAGGUGUCCGAGGGCAGCAGUAUUGACAACAAAGCCCAAAAGGCAAAAAGGAGAAGGGCAGGAAAAUGGGGUCCUUUAGUAGGAAUGAAUCCAGUGCAGAUAAGAGCCACAGUGGAUCUCUACCCCGGCUCCAGGCCCUCUCUUGGUGGAGGCGUACAUCACCCAGAAGCCCCUGCUGAUCCGUGUGAUAACUUUCCCUGCAAACGUGGAAAGACGUGUAAACUCGAUGCGGAGAAUAAGCCGAGCUGUGUGUGUGAAGAGCCAUCAGAAUGUCCUCCCAGUGUGAAUGAGUUCGAUCAUGUUUGUGGAACAAACAACAAAACAUAUAAUUCAUCGUGUGAACUCUUUGCUACUAAAUGCAACCUGGAGGGCACUAAGAGAGGACACAGACUUCAUCUGGACUACACUGGUCCAUGCAAACUAAUACCUCUAUGUGUGGACACUGAGCUGGUCCAGUUCCCUCUACGAAUGAGGGAUUGGCUAAAAAAUGUGCUGCUGCAGCUCUAUGAACACGACUCCAUGUCUCCUGGCUUCCUCACACCUAAACAGCGUUUUAGAGUGAAGAAAAUCUUUGAGAGUGAGAGGCGUCUCCAUGCUGGGGACUACUCUGUUGAGCUGCUCGCGCAGGACUUUGAGAAGAACUACAAUAUGUACAUCUAUCCAGUGCACUGGCAGUUCGCACAACUGGACCAACACCCUUCUGACAGAGUCUUGUCCCACUCAGAGCUGGCCCCACUUCGAGUCCCUCUGGUGCCGAUGGAGCACUGCACCUCCCGCUUCUUUCAAGAGUGCGAUGCUGACAAGGACAAGCAGGUGUCCUUUAAAGAGUGGACUUCCUGUUUUGGUAUCAAUAAUGAUGAUAUGGAUGCCAACCUGCUAUUCUGA